CGGCUGGCUGUGCCCGCGGUGCCGCUCCGGAGCUCAAACAUCGCUGCUCGGCUGGCUGUGCCCGCGGUGCCGCUCCGGAGCUCAAACAUCGCUGCUCGGCCGUCCCCUCCUCACGCCGUCUGUCUGUCUGCGCUGGCGGAGGUGGAACCUUUCCGCAGCUCCCUUGGGGAGGUGAGGUUGGAGGAGACAGGGCCAGAGUCGCUGUGAAGAAGCGGAACGAACGGAGGAGGAGCAGUAUGAAAUUCAUCGCUGCUUAUUACGUGCUGCCGCUCUUUCCUGCUCUGGUCAUUGGCACUAGACAGGGCUAUGAAGAACUGGAAAGACAGCUGAAAGAAGUGUUUAAGGAGAGGAGCAACAUACUUCAUCAACUGUUAAAGACUUCUAAAGAACUUCAGGGAAUUAAAGUAAACCUUCAGUCUUUAAAAAAUGAUGAAGCAUCAACCAAAAGUGAUGUACAGAAACUUCUGGAGCUGAGCCAAAACCAAAGGGAAAUGAAAUCUCUCCAGGAGGCCUUUCAAAAGCAGCUUAAUGAGGCAGCUGAGAAGGCAGAGAAGCAGCAGGCUACCAUUAACUUUUUGAAGACUGAAAUGGAAAGGAAGAGCAAAAUGAUUCGAGACCUCCAAAACGAGAACAAAAGCCUCAAAAACAAGCUCUUGUCAGGAAACAAGCUUUGUGGAAUGCAUGCAGAAGAGUCAAAAAAGAUCCAAGCCCAGCUGAAAGAGCUUCGUUAUGGGAAAAAGGAUUUGAUUUUUAAGGCACAACAGCUAACGGAUCUGGAACAAAAACUAUCAGUUGCAAAAGACAAACUGGAAAACGCAGCCCUUGACAAAGAGUCACAGCUGAAAGCUCUGAAGGAGACUAUGCAGCUUUGCCUGUCUUCUGUUCUGCGCAAUCAGCCUCCCACAAGGAAUGCAAUCUCUUCAAAACCAGCUGAGAAGCUGACUUCCUCAAAUACAAAGGGCUCCAGAGUUCCAUUUCAAGUGACAAGCACCAAGGUCUGGCAAAAUGUCUCAUCAGAGAAAGAGAAUUUUCAUGUGGCCUUGAAAAAGGAAGAAAAUCAAAGCACCCAGGAGUGUGAUUCUCAAGAUGUUGCCAAGACAUGUCUGGGGAAUCGUAAUGAUUCAUCAUCUCGUUUGAAGGCAGCAGAAACAGGGACAAGCUUUCAGAAAUUUCACAGCCCUCCAUGGACUACACCUGAAGAUAAAAAAUCACCUGAAAAAAAGGAGAAAAAAUAUGAAGAAUCAGUUAGUACACCAGAAAAAAACCUCUAAAUGCUACUAAUCUACAUUGAAAAAUGCCAUUCGCUUCCAUCCUCAUGUUCUGUUAGCACAAAGGCAUGAAAUGUCCCGGGUUUCUAAAGCAUGGAUUUUUCACUAUUUUAUGAAUGUCUGUAAAUUAGUCUAGAACAGACCAAUUAGUACCUUACAGCAAUAAUCCAAAAUGGAUGUUUGAAGAUAUGCUUUGUAAUGCAGUCCAGGUUUUGAAUUCUUGUUCUACCUUAUCAGUAAUUGUAUACUAUAAAUUACCUUCUUUGUAAACAACAGUCAUUCUCAAAUAUAUUUCUCAGUCUGUUUUAUUUCAUGUAAUUUUGUGGCAGAUUAAGUUCUAAUAUUAAGGGGCAGUCAGUGUGUGUGGGGAAAGAUAACCAUAUUUGUGUAACCAUAUUUGAAGUACAACCCUUAAGUGCAACUGUAAAAAGAGAACUGUGUGCGUGGGGGUCCAUGUAUACUUACCUUUUAGUAAUUCCAUCUCAAAUCUACUUACUUACACAAUAAAAUAUGUUUAUUUUGUUCUUUUUUUCCUCA
Pyrgilauda ruficollis (rufous-necked snowfinch) is the source of this 1805-nucleotide messenger RNA. RefSeq names its product leucine zipper protein 2 (gene LUZP2). The record is from RefSeq and is a predicted model, not a curated record. Lineage: Eukaryota; Metazoa; Chordata; Aves; Passeriformes; Passeridae. The transcript is spliced from 12 exons. The coding region runs from base 237 to 1271 and encodes 344 amino acids.